AUGUCUCGAAGACAGACCAAGAGGCUCUUAAAAAAAGCCUGCAUAUUUGCAGUUGUUGGGGUGGUAAUAUUAUCAUCUUUUCUCAUUUUGCCCGGCAGCUUUGGCCCACAGAUGGUAAGCACAAAAAUACAAGGACUACAAGAAAAAACACAACUCAAGAUGGAAACCACACAAUCUUCUUUCAUAAAAGAAUCUUAUUCAGCAGAGGAAAAGGACUUUAUGGGAGUUUCAGCGGCUGAUAACUUUUUUCCUCUUCAAAAAUCGCGUCCCGAGCGGUGCUCAAGAAUUCGUGAGGAAAAGCUACAGUUUUACGAGAUUGUUCAAGGAUCUGUAAUUUACUCGGCUUUUCUUGACUACAGAUUUAAAGAUCAGACAUUCAUUCGAAUGAUUUCAAUUUUUCCGUCGUACAGUGAGUCUCCUCAAAUGUACUGCCACUUUCUGGACUUGAGAACAGAAGAGUAUUUUACCAGUGUAGUCGAAAUUGAGGAACUCGGCACGAACGAUGGAUUUACUUUUCAAGGGUAUCUGUCAUCAUGUGAUCUGCCGGACGAAAUAGAUAGCUACACAUUGUGUUCGGUGAAUGUUUCCAUGGAACCCGAGUCCUUCCGUCAAACAGACGAGAACACCAAACAAAUUCCCUUACAUGUCUCCGAAGAUCAACCAGUAGAUACGGAAACUUACGGACUUUGUAUUCCGCCAAUAAGCGGUGAAAUAUCCGCUGGAAGACUUGUUGAAUUUCUUGAACUCUCAGAGAUAUUAGGAGUGUCACAUUUCGUGUUUUAUGAUGCGAACCUUUCUGAUAAAACCCUCCGAGUUCUCCAAUAUUACCAAGAAAUAGGGGCUGUAACUCUGAACCCGUGGGCCCUGCCACAGAACAUUGCUUCGAAUAUUCAAGAUGAUGGACAAACCGUUGCUCUGAAUGACUGUCUGUAUAGAAACAUUGACCGGUUUAAAUAUGUGGCCUUUAACAAACUGGAGGAAUUUAUCGUUCCGCUUCAAAGUAAAAGGACUCUUGAAAUCUUUGAAACUGAAAGUGACGAAGACACCGCUGGACUCUGCUUUCAAGGAUUCACUUUCGAUACAUCAAAAUUUGAGGAGAAAAGACCGCACAUUCUUCUCUACACGCAGCGUUAUGCCGCUAGGACUAAAGUCCCGACGGAGGAAUCAGCAAGAUGUAUUGUAUCCCCUAAAAAUGUUUUUUCUUUAGAAUUAAAUGCAAUUUCUAACCCGUCAGAAACGUUUUACAUUACCCGCAACGUGGAAACAAGGGUUGGUCACGUGUUCCGUUACGGAGAAUGUAAUUAUGACGAGUGUAAUAGUUCUUUCCAGGACCUCACCAUGGCAAAAUACCGUGAAGAGUUGGAAAAGAGAUUUAAUCUAACAAUGAUUUAUUUACAGCAAUAUCGUGUAGUAUGA
Molecule: messenger RNA, 1416 nt
Organism: Pocillopora meandrina
Lineage: Eukaryota; Metazoa; Cnidaria; Anthozoa; Scleractinia; Pocilloporidae
Source: the annotation of a GenBank genome assembly